Daphnia pulicaria is the source of this 1581-nucleotide messenger RNA. RefSeq names its product serine/threonine-protein kinase/endoribonuclease IRE1-like. The record is from RefSeq and is a predicted model, not a curated record. Gene Ontology annotation, cellular component: IRE1-TRAF2-ASK1 complex. Gene Ontology annotation, molecular function: protein serine/threonine kinase activity; RNA endonuclease activity; ATP binding. The coding region runs from base 24 to 1397 and encodes 457 amino acids. Lineage: Eukaryota; Metazoa; Arthropoda; Branchiopoda; Diplostraca; Daphniidae. Gene Ontology annotation, biological process: intrinsic apoptotic signaling pathway in response to endoplasmic reticulum stress; protein phosphorylation; IRE1-mediated unfolded protein response. The transcript has 4 exons.
UUGACAAUUAAAUCGAGAAAACAAUGUCAGAAGUGAAGAAAUUCGAUUUCAGAAAUCUGUUAGGUGAGGGAAGUUAUGGAAAAGUUUUUCUGGGUGACUGGGAUGGAGUGAAAGUUGCCAUCAAGCGAGUUGAAAUAUCCGACACGCAAAAUAACGGCCAAGAAGAAGAAGCUAUGCGAAAGCUGAAUCAUCCGAAUGUCAUCAAACUUUUUUAUGUGGAGAGUGACCAAGUGUUCAGAUACUACUCUUUGGAACUUUGUCACACUUCACUGGAAAAACUAUUCCUCAGAGAGAACAGAAAAUACUUUGGCCCUCUGCCGUCAGAUAAUUCUGUUUUGUAUCAACUGGCAAUUGGACUCGAGUAUAUCCAUCAAAACGGACUGAUUCAUCGAGAUCUCAAACCUGAAAACGUUCUUAUCUGGGUAAAUCCAGAAACGGGAGAAGUAGUGAUGAAAUGGGCCGAUUUCGGACUGAGUAAACCUGUCAACGAAAGAGGAAGCUAUUCCAUGACCACAGUUAAAGGCACUUUGGGAUGGUUAGCGCCUGAACUACUGAACGAAAUCAACCAAUCUGAAAGUAAACUGCGUCAAAGAGGAACGGUGAAAAGCGACGUCUUUGCAGAAGGACUCAUCUUCGGCUAUUAUCUACUGAAUGGUGACCAUCCUUUUGGAUCAUCUCGUUUUCAAAUUCAGCCCAACAUAUUAGCGAAUAAACCAGCAAAUGUGGACAAAAUUCGAGCGGAAUUUGCUCGCAACCUAAUUAAGGAAAUGUUGAAAGAAAAUCCAGAGAAUCGAAUCACAGCGUCAGCAGUAGUCCAACAACUUAAAUCAAAUCGUACAAAAAGACACCAGAUCAAUAUCCCAUUUUUGAAAAACAUUCUCCGCAUUGCGAACAAUUUGGUUGCAAGAUUCGCUUCUCGAAUUACUCAUGUCGCAAACGAUUACGACGAACAAAUAUACGCUCAAGUGGAUACCACCCGACUGAAGGAAGAAGAAGAAGAUUCCAUAUUGUCAAGUAAAUGGGGAUUAGUACAGAAAGACGAUUGGCCUGGCAUCCAUGACAUUUAUUUGGGCAAGGUAUUGGAAUAUUUUAAGGGAAAAAGCUACAAGACUAUAGAAAAAAGAGACUUUGCACCAUUCUUCACCAAUGCCCCUCUUUCGGAUAACGUUUUCAUCACCAUCGCCAGUAGUAAUAAACUAAUUUGCCUAAAUUAUGAAGUUCAAGUGAACCGCAGUGUCAUAGUCGACAGAUCCGGUCAAAUACAAAAUGCAAAGUAUGAAACAGGCCCAAGAGGCGAAAGCAGCAUUUGGACGGAUCAGCACGGGAAGACACACGGCCCAGCAUCGAAAAGAAAGAUAUCGUCAGCAGACGAUGCUUGGUCAAAGUUGCUCGAUUAGACAAUUGAAUAAAAAUUACCCAAAAUAAUAUCGACAUUUCUUACGAAGUCUGUAAACAUGGCCUACAAUCUGCGAGCUUACUUCCCAAUAAAUAAAUUGAAAAGAGCAAACUCUUAGUGGUUCAUCAAGCCAGUAAUGUUUACAUAUCUCGUAGCAUAGAACCCCACUUUACAUUACAGGGGGA